Messenger RNA from Prunus armeniaca (apricot), 930 nucleotides. The record is from the annotation of a GenBank genome assembly. Lineage: Eukaryota; Viridiplantae; Streptophyta; Magnoliopsida; Rosales; Rosaceae.
AUGAAGAUGAAAGGCAUAGAUAUCUUCUGUGCAUCCCAAGCUUCAACAGCCAUAUGUUUGAGCAUGGAUCAAGCAUCAUCCUCCUCAUCCUCAUCAAUCAUUCAACUUGGUGGCAGAGCAAUCGACCGCCACAACCCCAUUAUCAAAGAUGCAAGAAGAAGCACAAGCGCCAGAACUCUGCCCAUUGCUCCAUGCUCUUCUUCUCAGUCGCCAAUCAAUCCCAAGGCUUACCAUCAACUCCAAAAGAGCAAGAAGAAAAGCUCCUCCUCCUCAUCAUCAAGACCAAGCACUGACCAUCACCAAACCAAGAAGAAGAGCUCCUCUUUUAGCUCCACAAAAGAAAAUGACCAGAAGAGGAAGAGCAGUGCUUCUAAUCCCAAGCCAGAUGAUAAUGUUAAGAAAUUCUCCUCUGUUCCAAGUGAGAGUGUUACUAAGAGCUCUGCCAACCCAAUUGAUCUCAUCACCCCUCCUGGCUCCUCCAGAUACCUUUUGAGUGACACUGUGUACUUUGAUGGGUUAUCUGAUUAUGAUCCAGUUUUGGCAUUGGUUCCAGUUGGGCACAAAAAGAACCCAGCUACAGUGCUGAACCAAGAAAAUCAAUCUGCCAAUAAUUCUUCAACAGGCUCUUCCUCAUCUCUGUCAAAACCACAACCACCACCACCACCUCCUUCCAACCAGGUUGUAGUCUUAAGGGUGUCCCUGCACUGCAAAGGCUGUGAAGGAAAACUGAGAAAACAUCUCUCUAGAAUGGAAGGAGUGACAUCUUUCAACAUAGACUUUGCAGCCAAGAAGGUGACAGUCAGUGGAGAUGUAACCCCAUUGAGUGUCCUUGCCAGUGUCUCAAAGGUGAAGAAUGCUCAAUUUUGGCCAACAGUGUCUGCAUCAUCUACCUCACCAGCUUGUCCUACCAAACUAGAGGCCAAGAAAUAA